CAAACUUAUGAAAAUUACGACGCGAGAGUUGAACGGCAACUGAUCAUCACGUCGUUUUUAAUCUAAUAAAUAUAAAAUAAUUUUAUAAUGGUGUGUUAAAAUUAAAGUGCCUAAUAUAAUAGUGUUAAAUUUUAUACAUUUAAGUGAUAAAUGCUAUCGAAAUGUCCAAAAAUAAAAUAGCAGCGAGAAUUGACAGCCAAAGUGUUGAAGUCAAAACCAAAUUCGACGCAGAGUUCCGAAGGUUCUCACUGAGUCGGACAGAGAAGCUCAAGUACGAAGACUUCAAGGCUCUCAUAGAGAAACUGCACCGGCUUCACGACGUGGCGUUCCUGAUAUCGUACACAGACCCUCGGGACGGGGAUCUGUUACCGAUCAACAAUGAUGACAAUUUGGCCAGGGCGCUGCUCACAGCGAGACCUUUACUCAGGGUCAUUAUUCAGAGGAAAGGUGACAGUUUGGAAGAACUCAACGGUUACGGCACGAUGCGUCCGCGCAACAUCAUAUCGUCUAUACUCAGCGGCACCCCGGCGAAGAACAAAGGAUUGGCGAUAUCCAACCCGCACGAUUUCAGAAUGGUAUCAGCAAUAAUAGACGUCGACAUAGUACCAGAAACAUGUAGAAGAGUUAAGUUAUUGAAACACGGCUCAGACCGACCUUUAGGAUUUUUCAUUAGGGAUGGUACAUCAGUUAGGGUGACUCCGAACGGUGUGGAGCGUUCCCCGGGCAUCUUCAUAUCCCGACUCGUCCCCGGGGGAUUGGCAGAGUCUACCGGCCUUCUGGGGGUCAACGAUGAAGUGCUGGAAGUCAACGGUAUUGACGUAUCCAAUAAGACUCUGGAUCAGGUGACGGACAUGAUGGUGGCCAACUCGUCCAACCUGAUCAUCACGGUGCGGCCCGCCAACCAGCGCGCCGCGCCCGCGCCCGCCGCCGAUGCGCACGCGCACGACAGCGAGCCGGACGACAGAUUCGACCAAGACGAACAGGAUGAGAUCGUCGACCUCACCGCGGUGACUUUAGACGAACAACCGGAACAGUCGAACUUCCAACACAUUUCUACGAAGGACGACGGACAAGUGUUACACCUCUAGUUUGUGCAGUUUGUAUUAAAGAGAUACAAGAGACGGUGUCAGUAACGAACAUUCCGGUAUGUUAAGAUUUAAAAAAAUAAAUAAGAAGAAACAUAAUGCCUAUGUCGAUAGUGUAAGAAACAUCGAUAUUGUCGAUAGUGUAAAACAAUUUUAUAGAUUUCAAUUUUGUGUAAUCAAUCUAUUCUGUCGAUAGUGUAUAAAAGUCGAUACUAUUGAUAAUCACAAGCAAUACUUCCGGUUGUGUAGAAAACAUCGAUAAUGACAUAACAUAUCAAUUACAUGAAUAGUAUUAGCCUUUUGCGAAAACCAAUUGAUGUUAAGACUAUCGAUCGUGUCUUAAAAUUUAUUUCUAACGAUUGUUUAUACAAAAUAACUAACCAACAGCUUAACUUUAAACACAUCCCUACAAAGGGUGACGGUCAAGUGGUACAUCUCUUAUAUGUGGAGUUUGUAUUAGGAAGAUACAGGAGACGGUAUCUGUAACGAACAUUCCGAUUUUAGAAAAAAAAGGAGAGAAAAUCUAUAUCGAUAGUGUAAAAGUCGAUAGUAUCGAUACAAUGAAACAAUCAAUACUAUCGACAUUUAAAAUAUAAUCGAUAGUGAGUAACAUCAAUAGUUUAAAACAAUUCUAUAAUACGUGAAAAGCUAUCCUAAAACAUCUAAUUAUAUCUAUAUUAUUAAUGAUAUUUAGCGGCCUAACUACAGUGACUACGAUUUUAUCAAUCAAAGGAGACAGUAUCCGUUAACGAACAUUGCUAUUUAUUAAGAUUUUAAAAGAAUAAGAAGAAAAAUAAAGCCUAUAUCGGUAGUGUAAGACACAUCAAUAUUGUCGAUAGUGUAGGAAACAUCGAUAGUGUAACAAAUCAAUUAUACAAAUAAUACCCUUUGGCAGUCACUAGAUGGCAGUAAUUAAUUUCAUAUUAAUCUGUCAAGUAGACUUUGAAUUACAAGCAUAUAGAUAGAAGGUCAGUUCAAGAGUAUCCUAAACCUUGAUUUUUUGUAUAAAAGUGGAAAGUACUGCUAAAUGUGUUAUCGCAAGAGCAACUAAAGGUGAUUACCACCGUAAGUCACCAUGACAUUUUUCUAUUUCAUCUAAAAUCUGACAUUAUUUGACACAUUAACCAUAUUACCGAAGUAACUUUUUUAUGGCGCGAAAAUAUUUGAGCGAUUGAGCCUAUCAGAACGCGCGAUUUAAACCCGCGAGCUGAACUGUCCGCUAUUACAAGCGAGAUAGCAGGAUGCAUUUUGUUUUUGGAUUUUAAGUUUAAUGUAAUUGUAAUAAGAUCGUUAUUUUACUGAGUUUUCAUUCGGUUUCAUUCGGCGGUAGGUUUCGCUAUUCUGCGCCGUCGAAUAUAAGCCGAGGUGACGUAUAAAAUUGGCUAACAAUUGCACACAAAACGUCGUUUGCAAGAAGACGACAAAUCAUUCCUUAAGUUUAUAAUACAAUAUGGCAUUAUAUUAUUCCGAUUUUGAUGACGGCGAUAUAAAACUGUCAAUUCUUUUUUUUUUAUUUGAAAUCUUUAUGCGAAAUUUAACUUUCCAAAAAGACCGAUCGGAAUAAUUUUCAAAUUGAUUAAUUAAGAACAUUCCAGAUGGUGUAAGAGAAUAGUUGUAACAUUCCAAUGAUGUAUUAUGUAAAUAGGUUAGCGUAAAAGCUCACGAUUGGACAAUAAAUUAGCCGGUAAUUAUCGAUUAUCGGUAAUCGAUAUUGGAUAACCUAGCGUCACUAGCUUUGAUCAUAUAUUUCUGUAAAUUCACAGAUGCUGUUAAAAAUUGGCAAAACAAGACAAAACAGUGUCAUUAUUAUAUUAUACAUUAGUAAUGUUGAAGUG
Molecule: messenger RNA, 2920 nt
Organism: Amyelois transitella
Lineage: Eukaryota; Metazoa; Arthropoda; Insecta; Lepidoptera; Pyralidae
Gene: par-6
Product: partitioning defective protein 6
Exons: 7
Coding region: 162-1088 (308 amino acids)
Biological process (GO): centrosome cycle
Molecular function (GO): protein binding
Source: RefSeq, a predicted model, not a curated record